Molecule: messenger RNA, 828 nt
Organism: Sinocyclocheilus anshuiensis
Lineage: Eukaryota; Metazoa; Chordata; Actinopteri; Cypriniformes; Cyprinidae
Product: ubiquitin-conjugating enzyme E2 variant 1-like
Exons: 4
Coding region: 27-518 (163 amino acids)
Source: RefSeq, a predicted model, not a curated record
UCUCUGAUUAUUCACAUGCAUAAUUCAUGAGGCGAUUGUCCACUGUUGGCGCGUCCCCGCUGCCGAGCAACAAGAUGGCGGCCGCCGCCGGAUCAGGCGUGAAAGUCCCCCGUAACUUCCGGCUGCUGGAGGAGCUUGAGGAGGGUCAGAAGGGUGUUGGAGAUGGGACGGUGAGCUGGGGUUUGGAAGACGAUGAAGACAUGACCCUCACACGCUGGAGAGGAAUGAUCAUCGGACCCCCUAGGACCAUCUAUGAGAACAGGAUGUACAGCCUAAGAGUAGAAUGUGGACCAAGAUAUCCAGAAACGCCUCCUUUUGUUCGUUUUGUGACAAAGAUCAACCUGAAUGGAGUGCAUAACUCAAAUGGUGUGGUCGACAUGCGAGCUGUAUCAUCACUGGCCAAGUGGCAGAAUUCAUACAGCAUCCGUGUGGUUCUGCAGGAGCUGCGACGACUCAUGAUGUGCAAAGAGAACAUGAAGCUGCCGCAGCCUCCCGAAGGACAGAUCUACAGCAACUGAGCCCAGAGCUUCUCCGUCAUCCUCUCUACCUUCAUCCAGAAAACAUUCAGACACGCAAGGCUGAGCAUUCCUCCUCCUCCUCCUCCUCCUCCUCCUCUUCCUCCUCUCUGGACUCAUGAGAAUCCCUCUCUAUUCCUGACCACUCCCCAUGUGCUGCAGCAGCCAAUGAGCAGUCCUGCUUCAGGAGCUCCCAUUGGACAGAACCGAUGGAUGUAGUGGUGUGCACAGCAGAAUACUGUACAUCAUUCUAAUCUUUUUUUAAACGUUUAUUUGUUAUACAUGCAAAUUGUAAAAAUAACAAAUGAUCUUA